AUGCAGAGUAUCCCUGUGACGUGCGGAGCUGCUGCAGUCAGUGUCCUCGGUCUCCUGUGGAUCGUCACGGCCGCCUUCACCUGCCCGGAGAGAUGUUCUUGUGAUUUUGAUGGGGUUGUUUACUGUAACGGACAGGGGCUCAAAGACGUCCCCUCCAACAUAUCAUUGAAUACAACUGUUCUUCACCUGGAAGACAAUAACAUACAGAACUUGUCUGAUACGGAUUUCUCUAGCCUCACCAGCCUGCUGGGGCUUCUUCUGUACAACAACAGCAUCCGCGUUCUCCAUGAUGGGGUUUUCUCUCACCUCACCAGCCUGGUGGCGCUUCAUCUGCACAACAACAGCAUCCGCGUUCUCAAUGAGGGGAUCUUCUAUCACCUUACCAGCCUGAGGUGGCUUAAUCUGGACAACAACGACCUCCGCGUUCUCCCUAGCGGAGGUUUCUCAUACCUCACAAGCCUGAGGUGGCUUUAUCUUCGCCACAACGACAUCAGCAUUCUCCCUGCCGGAGUGUUCUCCAACCUUACCAGCUUGGAGGGGCUCUAUCUGUCCAACAACAACAUCCGCGUUCUCCCUGGCGGAGAUUUCUCCAACCUGACCAGCCUGGAGGUGCUUGCUCUGGACAAUAAUGACAUCCGCGUUCUCCCUGGCGGAGUUUUUUCCUACCUGACCAGCCUGAAGUGGAUUUAUCUACACCACAACGACAUCGGCGUUCUCCAUGGAGGAGUGUUCUCACAUCUCACCCGUCUGCAGAAACUGCUGCUAUCUGAUAAUCAUAUAACUGACAUAUCGGAUGGAGCAUUCUCAAAUCUGACCAGUUUGGAUUUGCUUUCAUUGGUCAACAAUAACAUCUCGAGUAUGCCCACUGGAUUGUUCUCAGAUCUCACCAGUCUGCAGGACCUUUACAUAGCUGGAAAUCCAUGGAGGUGUGACUGUAGUUUGUAUGGUCUAUUGGCUUCAGCACGACUGCGCGAUUUCAUUGCGGAUGGCCCAACCUGCGACUCCCCUCCUCACAUGAAAGGCGACGCUAUGAAAGCAAUUGUGACAGGCAGAGUUUGUCAAAGCCGCGGGGACUGCACCGCGGAAAGUGCUGAGGGUACUUGUGCUUGCAACGUGCGCUGGACUGGCCCAUUCUGUGAGAAAGAAGAUAACUUGGCCCUUGUAAAGAAAGCAUCGCAGAGUUCGACCCGAACUUUCAAUGGAGUAUCGACCGGAGCCCAAAAGGCUGUGGAUGGUUCCGUUACUGACUGCGCUGCAACAAACCGGGAACAUCAACCAUGGUGGCAGGUGGACCUGGCAGGUUACUACAUGGUCAGCCGGGUCAGCGUUAUAAACCGCUUCGAUGUAGACUCAGCAGUACCAACCAGCGCUCCUGGAUGUGGAGGUAUUCUGACAUUUCCCCCUGGAGGUACUGUGGCAUCACCGAACUACCCCAGUAACUACGACAACAGUGCGACUUGUGAGUGGACGAUAAGAGUGCCAGAAGGAAGCACGGUUCUUCUCACGAUUGAAACCUUCAGCCUUGAGGACGGUUGGGACUACUUGAAAAUCUACGAUGGAGGCAGUGAUAGUGCUACAGAAUUGCAGAGCUUGACAGGAAAGCUGAUACCAAGCCCCAUCAAUAGUUCAUCUAACCAGAUGUUCGUGAGGUUUACCUCAGACAAGAUUAACACGGCCCAGGGGUUCCAGUUCUCCUACACAGCCAUAGGAGAUGAAUUAAUGGUGCGGGUUGGUCAGAACGAAGACUUCAUCCAGAAUGGCCAAUGUGGAGAGACUUACGCUGUUGGUUCAGCGGUAGAGUUCCCGAAGAUAGUGGCGCACUGCAACACGCCUAUGUACGGCCGUUAUGUGUCGGUACAGGCAAUACCAGCAGGGAACGUCAACACAACUGGUUUGGUGCUGUGCGAGGUCGAGGUGUAUGUUACAGAGGCCUGCUGCAACAACACAAUAAGUAUAACGAAUGGCCAAAUCAGCUUUAACAAAGGCUACUGUUCUGGGAGCGUUAUCCAGUUCUCUUGUGACACCGGGUAUGAGCUUGUCGGCACCUCUUUUGCGGUCUGCAGGGACAAAGAUUGGGAUCGAGAGACUCCAUCAUGCCAACGCAUCUGCUGCGACAAUACCACCGAAAUCUUGAACGGCCUGGUAAAUGCUACCGACGGUUACUGCUUUGGGAACGACAUCAAGUUCUCUUGUAAUCCUGGGUACGAGCUUGUAGGCAGGUCCUCGGCCACCUGCCAAGACGAUGGAAGCUGGGGACGAGAACUUCCGACUUGCCAACCAUUUACAGUAUCUGCAGCCAUCAUCGGCAGUACCAGUGCCGGUAUCGCCACGGCGCUGAUUGUGGCAGCUGCCUUCUUCAUGGUCUUCAUCAGACAACGGAGGAGAAAAAGAAGGGAAGAAAAUCCACAGCUCAACGUUCUCCCAGAUGGUGGAGCAAUCCACAAAAUGGAGGAGAUGGUCCCACUGGUUCCGCCUAGACCACAAUUCCCGAAACUCGAGAUCGACCCCAGCCGGGUGACGCUUGGUCAGAGGAUCGGCAGCGGGGCGUUCGGCCUCGUUUACCGGGCAACCCUGACACGGGACGGCAAGACGGAGGACGUCGUCGUUAAAACUGUUAAAGACAACGCCAGUGAGGACGAUAAGCUGGGUUUCCUGGAGGAAAUCCGCGCAGUUGUGGACCUGGGGUUUCAUAAAAAUCUGCUGGGUCUGAUCAACUGCUGCACGGUGGUGCGAGACCAUCUGUAUCUCAUCACGGAGUUCAUGCCGUACGGAGACCUGAAAAGUUUCUUGAGGAGAUGCCGGGAUAUUCUACAGGAGACGUCUUAUGAACCUCUAGACGAUAUCUACAAUUUCGAGGUGAUGCAGAUGUAUCAGGUGGCCCGGCAGAUCGCUAGAGGCAUGGAUCACAUCGCCCGGUCUCACUACGUCCACGGAGACCUGGCCGCUCGGAACGUCCUGGUCGGGAAAUACCUGGUUGUGAAGAUUUCCGACUUCGGUCUGGCAGAAGACAUCUACAGCCGAGGUUACCGUCGCCAGGAUCGCCUCCAAAAAGUGCCUUGGAAAUGGAUGGCACCGGAGCGGCUUCAUAGUGGGGAAGCCUACACCGCACAGAGCGACGUGUGGUCCUUCGGGAUAGUGCUGUACGAGAUAUGCACGCUAGGGGGCGAUCCUUACCCUGGCGUGGCGGUAUCCGAGCUGAAAGAACAUCUACAGGCUGGAUUCAGGAUGCGCCAACCUGAAGACUGUCCGCAUGCCAUGUACGACCUGAUGCUGCAGUGCUGGCGCUGGAAGCCUACCGAGCGGCCAUCAUUCCGCUCGCUGGAGGACAAAAUCGACAAGAAUCUCGCUUUCUACGGACCCGAGUACGUUACAACAGCCUAACACUGGACAGGCAUCCCGC
Molecule: messenger RNA, 3400 nt
Organism: Branchiostoma floridae (Florida lancelet)
Lineage: Eukaryota; Metazoa; Chordata; Leptocardii; Amphioxiformes; Branchiostomatidae
Exons: 14
Coding region: 1-3381 (1126 amino acids)
Biological process (GO): multicellular organism development; cell surface receptor protein tyrosine kinase signaling pathway; protein phosphorylation
Cellular component (GO): signaling receptor complex
Molecular function (GO): transmembrane receptor protein tyrosine kinase activity; protein binding; ATP binding
Source: RefSeq, a predicted model, not a curated record